This is a messenger RNA of Diachasmimorpha longicaudata, 3445 nucleotides long. Its product is annotated as transmembrane protease serine 9-like. The transcript has 16 exons. Bases 33 to 2654 code for a protein of 873 amino acids. The record is from RefSeq and is a predicted model, not a curated record. Gene Ontology annotation, biological process: proteolysis. Gene Ontology annotation, molecular function: serine-type endopeptidase activity. Lineage: Eukaryota; Metazoa; Arthropoda; Insecta; Hymenoptera; Braconidae.
UUCACCAAUAGCUUGUACAUCCUAACCGCAGCAUGACGGGCCUGACUCUCAUCUUCGUGGCGCUUGCCAUCGUCUCCGUUGCCAAUGGCAAACCUCCUCAGCGAAUCGUCGGUGGAACUCUAGCUUCGAGAGGUGAAAUCCCAUACAUCGUCUCCCUCAACAGGAAUGGCCAUCACUUCUGCGGAGGCAGUAUAAUAAGUGAUAGACACAUCCUGACAGCUGCCCACUGUGUCCACGACUUCACUUCAUCCACCCAACGCUCGGUGACCAUCAGAGCCGGUUCCCUGACAUCAAGAUCUGGUGGACAAACUUACACAGUUGAUAAGAUCCAAGUCCACCCCGAGUACGUUGAUCACUUAGGAUCGCCACCAAACGACAUCGCCAUCAUCAAGGUGAAGGAGACCAUCAAAUUCGACCAAAACACCAAGAAAAUAGACCUGGUGACCUCAGAACCAAAAGCUGACGCUUCUGUGGUGGUUUCCGGAUGGGGAUUGCGCAGCGCCCGAUCUAGACAAACUCCCGCGGAUCUGUACACGGUGACGGUAAAGGUUGUUUCACCAACCACCUGCCGAAGGAGUUAUCCAAGGUCAAUGAAGGACACCCACGUUUGUGCAUACGGAUCAGUUGGACACGGUGUUUGCAUGGGAGACAGCGGUGGCCCUCUAGCUCUUAAUGGUAGACUCGCCGGUCUCGUGUCAUUCGGCCUUCCCUGCGCCGUUGGACAUCCUGAUGUCUACACCAGCGUCUAUCACUACAGGACCUGGAUCAGGAACACCAUGGUUGUGGCCGUGGCCAAGCUCUGCUUGUUUGCCAUAAUAUCGCAAACUGCGAUUGCAGCUGCAGUGGGAGAUAUUGAGACGAGGCAGAAGAUCGUUGGCGGCGUCGACGCAGAUGACGGCGAAUAUCCAUUCUUGGUUGCCAUACACAGUGGGGAUGGCUUCUGCAGUGGCAGCAUCAUCUCCAGGAAUUAUGUCCUUACUGCGGCCCACUGCGUCAACAGCCUCAAUGUUUCCGAUAUUCCCGAUAUUUCCGUGCGGACCGGAAACGUAAGAUCAAGGACAUACGGUGGGAAAAUUUAUAGGGUCGAUGCUAUAGCUAUACAUAAGGGGUUUGAAAAUCACGGAAAUUUUCCACAUGACAUCGCGAUUAUGAAGCUGAAGAAGUUGAUCAAAUUCAACCGAUACACUGAGCCCAUUUCAUUAUCGGAAUCAGUACCUCGUGCGUCCAACAAGAUAACUGUUAUCGGUUGGGGGCGAAUAGCUCCGUCCAAUAGCACUUCCCCGGUGAAACCCCAGGUGAUAGAUGAGAUAGUGCUUUCGCGAAAAAAGUGCGCCAAAAUUCAUGGUCCCGAUCCUAUCACCAAAAGUCACAUCUGCGUGAGGGGAAGCAAACGACUGGGAAUCUGCAAUGGUGACAGUGGUGGGCCAGCUCUUUUCAACAACGCACUCGUCGGCAUCACGUCAUUCAGCGGCCCCUCCUGUGCACGUGGCGAGCCCGAUGUCUUCACCAGCAUCCCGUAUCAUCUUGCGUGGAUAGACCAGACCAUCGCCAAGAUGGAAACAUUAUCCUCGCAACACUUCACCUCAUAUUCAUUUAGUGAUUAUGUGAUUUACAAAUUACCUUCCCAACAUUCCCUCAUAAUUGUGACUGUCGACGUUCGGAAAAUUGUGAAAACAAAUGACCCUAGGAGACAUAUUGAGUCGAAUUGGGCUAAUUUAAUGCAUGUCACAUUUUCCCUGACCAUGCACGCAUCUGAGCUGUUCACGCGGAUCAAAAAAUCAUCUUUAGUUGCGCUGUUUUAUCUCGCUACGGUGCCCAUUAGUGAUUAUUCAGUGGACGUUUAUGUUACCAUAGUUAUGAUGUUAGGAAAUUUUGAAAAACCCGAGCAAUUGUCAUCGCAAUACGCAAUUUCUGAUCAUCAAAUUCGAAUCGAUGAAUUUUGGAGCUAUGGCUCGGAGCAUGAGAAAAUAAUCGGCGGUGUUGGAGCAGAAGAGGGUGAUUUUCCGUUUUUGGUCUCUCUGAGUCGUUACGGCAAACAUUUCUGCGGUGGCAGCAUCAUAACGGAGGUGCAUAUUCUUACUGCCGCCCAUUGUAUUGCCAGAGUGAGGCGUUCACAGCUUCGACAUGUGCAAGUGCGAACAGGAAGUUUGAACUGGGGGAAGCGGGGGACACUGCACCAUGUAGACAGUGUGAGGCUUUUCCCGGGGUAUGGACGACGUGGGGGUUUUCGGCAUGACAUUGCAAUCAUAAAGUUGAAGUCACCGAUGAGAUUUGAUCGAUACACGACGAGAAUUCAAUUAUCGAAAUCAACUCCACCUGCGUGGUCACAGGUGACUGUGGCAGGGUGGGGGAAGUAUGGACCGUCCGGUCGUAGCAUACCCCAGACCCAACAGACAGCGGAUUUUGUCGCCAUCCCCCGGGCUAAAUGUCGCAGAUCGUACGGAUGGAAAAUCGAUGAGAAUCACAUCUGUAUAAAGGCGAAUCAGGGGGUGGGAGUUUGUUUCGGAGAUAGCGGAGGUCCUCUUAUCUCCCACGACCGACUCGUCGGCGUCGCUUCCUUCAUCGGAGGAAAGUGCGGCUACAGCGGUCGACCCGAUGUGUUUGCGAGUGUUCCCCAUCACUUCGAGUGGAUCAACAAAGUCAUCAAUGAAUGAGAGCUGUGAUAGGGUCUAUUUGAUUAUUUCAUCAUCCCUUUGUUAACUUUGUUAUUUAUUUUUUGUUGCUAGGGAUAGGGCAUCAGCGCCGCCCGUUUUUUCGCUGUCCCAAUAGAUUAUUGAUCCUCGAUUUAUUGUCUAGUCUACAACUCUCGUUCGAUGUUUUUCAGGAAAAAGUGGAGCUUUUUUUGCGAAGUAUUUUCGUAAUUCAAUAAUCGGUACAUUUUAUGUCCAGUAAAAUGUUGUCAUUUCGUUGACUUUUCUGGUGACUUUUGAGUGCUGAAAACUUUUUCGUGUUCAAUUACUCUAAUACGUAGUCGUUGGCUCCACGGUGUCCCAGAUUGUUGUACAAAUAUUAUUGAAUAAUGUAAUUGCGAAAAAAAUUGGGAGUCAGUAUUGUAUUGCAACACGAAACAGUUUUGUAACACAAAACGUGGCAAGUGUGCCGCACGGUUCACAAUAAAAUCGACAUCACACUGGACUCGAACAGGUCAUAAUCGACUGAGUUCGGUUUAAGUCACUUUUACAUCUCUUUAUAUUUUAUACUAGACGAAAUACAACAAGUACCUUCAAUUUUUAGAUUGAGUCCGUAUUACUCGACUAUUUCAUUCCUUCGAUCGCUUUUCCGAGUUCAUUUUUCCUGAUGAAAACCUGAUAAAUCAUAUGAUAUGAAAACCAAUGAUUAAUUAAGUAAUACUAUAAUUUUUUCACUCCAAUAUAUCCAGUUAUUCUCAUCAAUAAUUUGUUAUCGCCAUUUUGUGGAAAUAAAGUUCGAGCUUAAGGUGAAAAAA